UGAAAAAUAAUUAACUUGUGAAAAAGGCAAAUUUUCCGACGAAACACCACAAAAUUCAUAUAACGAAUAAUAAUGUCAACGAAUAAGUGUUUGUUCUGUAACAUUAGCAGAGGGGAUGACGAAAAGACGGCAUUACUUCACAAAGAUGAGUCGAUGGUUGUAUUUCGUGACAUCAAGCCUGCCACGCCCCACCACUACCUUGUGACAACGAAAGAACACAUUUCCGACGCAAAGCAGCUCACGGCACAGCAUAUUUCUCUCGUUGAGAAAAUGGUAGAAGUUGGCAAAGAAGUGGUGGCACAACAAGGCGGAGAUGUAAAUGACCUUAGACUUGGUUUUCAUUGGCCGCCAUUCCACAUGAUAUCGCACCUGCAUCUUCACGUGAUAUCCUCGACCAAUCAGAUGGGCUGGAUUGCAAAAGGAAUAUUCCUGCCAAACUCCUACUGGUUUGUCAACGUUGACUGGGUGUUAAACAGAAUACGUGGGAUGGAGGAGAAGCUUCAGUCACCCACGGCCCUGGCCCAAGCAACAGAUAGCUGUGACUCAGGCUGAUCCUCUCUUUACAAUGAUUGCGUCGACAGCUUUAACUGUCAAAUUUAACCAUAGCCAAUAAAUUAUUUGAAUUAUUAUGUGAAUCACGACAUUGUAAUAUAUACUUCUUUAAUAUCAUACAACGAUAUAGAACAUUGUUCAAUUUAUUACGUCUGUAUGUAUACACAAGUAACAAGUUGCUUAUAUACAACCAAUGGUAGAUUUCUUUCA
Messenger RNA from Mya arenaria, 762 nucleotides. Its product is annotated as adenosine 5'-monophosphoramidase HINT3-like. The coding region runs from base 73 to 552 and encodes 159 amino acids. Lineage: Eukaryota; Metazoa; Mollusca; Bivalvia; Myida; Myidae. The transcript is spliced from 5 exons. Gene Ontology annotation, molecular function: catalytic activity. The record is from RefSeq and is a predicted model, not a curated record.